AUUUAGGUUGAAAUUGGAUGAAUUUGGUUUGGAAUAUGAGAUGUGAAUGAAACAGGGUUGUGAUUCAGGGGGUCCUGCCGGAGAUAUUUGCAAUUUUUGGAUCCCUAUUUAUGAAGUCGGCCUCUACUUGCAAAUUUAGGAGCCCUGUUUGGAGUUACACAGUACACACCCUGCAAGAGGAGGCUCGAAGCAGGCGGUCGACGGCGGCGCGCGCGCAGGAAAUGAAGUGGUAAUUAUUUAGUGGUUUGUUCCAGCAGGAUCUUUGGUGCUUUCGUGGAAAAGUUGAAGCGCCGAUCCGAGAAUGGAUCUUUACAUCGACGACUACAUAGAUCCCUACGAGGAGGCCGAGGCCGAGGCUGCUGCGGAAGCCGCCGGCGUGACCGUCCCAGGCACCGCAUCCAUGGACGAAGACUCGUCGGACGGCGAGGACGACUCAGAGGCAGAGAGCGACUACGAGGAUAAGUCGUACGGCCUUCUCAAGUCCGGCAACCACCGGGUGCGCAAUCCGGACGGCACCUUCCGCUGCCCCUUCUGCCCCGGCAAGAAGAAGCAGGCCUACAAGCUCAAGGACCUCCUCCAGCAUGCAGACGGCAUCGGCGUCUCCAGCAAGCACCGCCGCCAUGGCAAGGAGCGUGCCUUCCACCGCGCCUUUGCCCGCUUUGUCCGCGCCGAUCCAUCCUUUGCGCAGGAGCUUGCCAGUAUCACUGGUAUUCCAGGUGCCACUGCCAAUGCUGAUACCAUUGACAAUGGGAAAUCUGAUGCGAAUGGUCAUGCCACUGAACCCAGUUUGGCAGCAGCUGAGGGACCACCGCAGGAUGGGGAGGAGAAAUUUUGUUGGCCAUGGUGCGGGAUUCUUGCAGCCGGUACAGGGUUUAAUCCAGAGGACUUUGCAGAUAAAGUGGCCAUGUUUAGUGUGGAUGAUAUCGUGCCUUUAGUUUACGAUGAGGCAGAAGGCACGGAAAGCUUUGCAAUCGUGCAGUUUACUAAUGGUUGGAGUGGAUUUAGCGACGCUCUCGCACUUGAGAACCAUUUCAGCGUGAAUAAGCUUGGGAAGAUAGAAUGGGAGACAAGGAGUAGUCACGGAGGGGCUGUGAAGGGAGAGGAGGACAGGAUUGGUGAGAAUAAGGUUUAUGGCUGGGUUGCCCGAGAGAUGGACUACACUGCUGGGGGUUUGGUGGGAAGAUACUUAAGGAAGCAUACCAGCCUGAUGACCAUAGAUGAGAUUACCAAGAGGCAGAGGGAGCCAAUGGGGAAGAUUGUGGCAACACUGGCAACUCAGCUCGAGGCAAAGAACCAAGAUUUGCAGGAUCUGGAGACAAAGAAGAAUGCAACAGAACUCUCCAUUGCACGGCUUGAGGAGGACAAUAGGAGGCUGCAUGAGGCAUAUAAUGAAGAAAUGCGUAACCUGCAUCGCAAGGCUCGCGACAAUGCCGUGAGGGUUUUCCAGGAUAAUGAAAACUUGAAGCUUGAAAUAGAAGACAGCAAGAGAAAACUGAGUUCACAUGCUAAGCAACUGGAAAAGUUGACAGCCGAAAAUGCCAAUGACAGGAAAAAACUUGCUGAACUUGCUGAUGAGAAACAAAAGGCGAAAGACGAUAAGAGUGAACUCGAGCUGGCAAGCAUAGAACAGCAGAAGAAUGAUGAAGAUAUUUUGAAGCUAGUCGAGGACCAGAAGAGGGAAAAGGAGGAUGCCCUUGCAAGGAUGCUUGAGCUGGAAAAGGAACUGCAUGAGAAACAGGAACUUGAGCUCGAAGUAACACGAUUGAGUGGCACGCUCCAAGUGAUGAAACAUUUGGAAGAGGAUGAUGACGGGGAUAUUCAUAACAAGAUGGAGAAGCUUAAUGAAAGGCUAGAGCAAGAAAAGAAACGCCUGGAAGAGCUGAGCGGGGAGCUGGUGAGGAAAGAGCGUGAAAGUAACGAUGAGUUACAGGAGGCUCGGAAAGAACUGAUAGCGGGUUUGGAGGACAUGCUAAGUGGGCAUACAGCUAUUGGGGUCAAAAGGAUGGGAGAACUUGAUGAAAGGCCUUUUCAGAAUGCGUGCAGGAAGAAGUUUGGAAAUGAUGAUUAUGAGAUGAGAGCUGCACAACUGGUGUCAAGUUGGCAGGAGGAAAUAAAGAAGCCAGCCUGGCACCCUUAUAAGAUUGUUAAGGAUGAGAAUGGAGAACACAAGGAAGUUUUAGAUGAGGAUGACCCAAGACUGCAUGAAUUGUGGAUUGAGUACGGUGAUGACGUGUGCAACGCAGUGAAGACCGCUCUGAGUGAAGUAAACGAAUACAACCCGAGUGGAAGGUAUGCGGUGCCGGAGCUGUGGAACUUCAAGAAAGCACGGAAGGCAACGAUGAAAGAGGUGUUGAGGUACAUAUCCCUGCAGAUGGGAACGACGAGCAAGCGCAGGAGGGGCUGAGGAGCCCGGGUUCUUGUGAGCCCUAGAAGGGCGGUGUAUCUGCAUGGGAGUUGUAUCUGCAUGAUGUUUUCUUCUUCUGCAUGCGACCUUCUUGCGUCUAACUUCUGCUGUUCCCUUCCAAAACUGUUAUGCUCAGUGAACUCAAUAAUAAGCCCUUGGGCUUUGGCUGCUAGCUUUUGUGUACAUGUGUAGAUUGUGCAGGUGAGAUAAACGUAGCCUUCUUUUCGGUUCAGCCUUGAGGCGCUGGAUGUUGAUAGGGCCAGGUAGAUGGAGACACUGUCGGAUUAGCUAAACCAGGAGCGGAGGGAAGACCGUGAAUUAUCAAAACGCCAAUAAAGGCCUCCUGUAUUGCAUGUUAAAGACAGUUACAUCCUCAAGGAGGGACUUCACAAGACCAUUAGGUGGUUCAUCAAGCCAAAAUACCAGAAGGAGAAAACUUUGUUAAGCGAACUAAUUCAUGGGCUACCAGAGGUGACGCUUGAGCAUUUAGUAGUGUUUAACUGCGGUUUUCUGCUGUGGUAGCGCUCAAGGGUUUUGUCUUGCUUCCGCAGUAACCUACUCUCCUAGUAAUCUACUUCAGUUUUUAUCUAAAUCUAUGGAACUCAGAUCAGUGACUAGAAGUUCAUGUGAACAUCCAUUUGCCAUUUGUCUUUGUGAAAACUGGAUGGAAUCACACUGAUUUAGUGACUUCACACACUAGAAGAGAAACCUCGUAUCAUGAGUUCAGUCUUAUCCCAUAUUACUUUCUCAA
This is a messenger RNA of Brachypodium distachyon (stiff brome), 3155 nucleotides long. RefSeq names its product factor of DNA methylation 1. The coding region runs from base 302 to 2404 and encodes 700 amino acids. The transcript is spliced from 10 exons. Lineage: Eukaryota; Viridiplantae; Streptophyta; Magnoliopsida; Poales; Poaceae. The record is from RefSeq and is a predicted model, not a curated record. Gene Ontology annotation, biological process: gene silencing by siRNA-directed DNA methylation.